Molecule: messenger RNA, 1164 nt
Organism: Elaeis guineensis (African oil palm)
Lineage: Eukaryota; Viridiplantae; Streptophyta; Magnoliopsida; Arecales; Arecaceae
Product: ubiquitin-conjugating enzyme E2 10
Source: RefSeq, a predicted model, not a curated record
CGGCAGAUAGAGAUUCCUCUCCGUUUCUAUUUAUUUUAUUUAAUCAUCGUAUACGGUAUAUCCUCCACCACCACUAUAUAAAACUCCUCCCCCUCGUUUCUUUGUUUCUUUCUCCGAUUUCUCGCCGAGCCGCGUUUGGAGAAGAGGGUCCAAGAACUACCCCCGUCUUCGGCCAUGGCUUCAAAGAGGAUCUUGAAGGAACUGAAGGAUCUCCAGAAAGAUCCACCCACGUCUUGCAGCGCAGGUUGGAAAAAAAUUGUAUGGUUUCAAAAAUUGCCUAGCAAUUUAAAUAAAGGACCUGUGGCAGAAGAUAUGUUUCACUGGCAAGCAACAAUUAUGGGUCCGCCAGAUAGUCCUUAUGCUGGGGGCGUCUUUCUAGUUACCAUCCACUUCCCUCCAGACUAUCCAUUCAAGCCACCUAAGGUACUGCUUUCAAUCUGUUCUCUGUUGACAGACCCAAACCCCGAUGAUCCGUUGGUUCCAGAGAUUGCACAUAUGUACAAGACGGAUAGGAACAAGUAUGAGACUACCGCGAGGAGCUGGACCCAGAAAUAUGCAAUGGGUUAGCCAUACAGAGAGUGGAGAUCAUCAAGGCUGUUUUCCUCUGUAUCACUUAUGUUUUAUCCACUGAAGGACCAGGAAAGCCUCCUUUAUGCAAUGCACAAAACGAAGAGAAUACUUAUUUGUUCCUUUUGUUUGCAUGGGAAUUUGAUAUUUGGACCUCUGUUAGUUUCUUCUUCCAUACUUAUUCUGCGUUAAAUUAAGCCUUCGAAAACGCUGGUGGGUAUUUAUAGUGUAAAGGUGCAUGUAAAUGAGGGCUUGGAUUUUGCCCUAUUUACAUUGCGAAAUGUCGCUACGUUUUGUAGCUGUCAGAGAAAUUUAUCAUUGAGACUUGUUGAUGUGGCAUGGACCGUAGUGAGGGGGAGAAGAACCUUCUUGAAGAGGCUUGGCAUAUGAUCUGACUUAAUAUUAUUGAACCUUCAUUAGAGUAGCGUGGAAGUUCGCUAGCCACUCGCAAGUCUGUUGCACACCAUCCAUCCUUCAGUGGAGUUGGUUUCGUGACUUGCAUUAUUAUGGUUACACUUUUUGGGGUUACAGUGGGAUGAUGUAUGAUCAUUAUGUAUUAUUAUCGUUAUCGUUAUAAUUGAGGUCAGCAUUUGUACA